Messenger RNA from Heteronotia binoei (common prickly gecko), 3409 nucleotides. RefSeq names its product chromodomain Y like 2 (gene CDYL2). The coding region runs from base 238 to 1761 and encodes 507 amino acids. The transcript is spliced from 7 exons. Gene Ontology annotation, molecular function: transcription corepressor activity. The record is from RefSeq and is a predicted model, not a curated record. NCBI's taxonomy places the organism in Eukaryota, Metazoa, Chordata, Lepidosauria, Squamata, Gekkonidae. Gene Ontology annotation, cellular component: nucleus.
CAGCCCCGCCGCCUGCCUCUCGCCGUCUCCCUUCGCCUCGGAUUCUGCGCACACAGGCAGCCCCAAAGCCUGUCAUUCUGCACAACACAGUUGGGUGGUUUUUUUUUUCCCUCUCCCUUUCCUCCUCUUCCCCUCGCUCAAGCCGGAGAGCGAGUGGGGGGGAGAGAGGGGGAAGGGGGGGAGCCGAGAGCCAGAAGAGGCGAGAAGGCGCACCGGAGCCAAGUCCCGCAGCCCAGCAUGGCUUCGGGGGACCUUUACGAGGUCGAAAGGAUUGUAGACAAAAGGAAGAACAAAAAGGGAAAAUGGGAAUAUCUGAUACGAUGGAAAGGCUAUGGAAGCAAUGAGGACACUUGGGAACCAGAGCAUCACUUGUUGCACUGUGAGGAAUUUAUCGAUGAAUUCAAUGGCCUGCACGUCACGAGAGAUAAGAGAGCGAAGCAUGGGAAGCAAACCGUCACACCAAAAUUUUUACGAGAGAGCCGAGGCUCAUCCUUGGACAAAAUCUCACACAGACCUACUGACACGGGGAAGAGCAAAGGUUUGUCCCAUAAAAAGAAGCGAAUGGCCUCAGCCUUUCCAAAGCCAAAAAAGAGUUAUACAGCCAAGCCAGCAUCAUCAGGGGACAGAGCAGCUAAAACCGUGUCUUACCGGACUACUCCGAGUGGUUUACAGAUUAUGCCCUUGAAAAAAACCCACAACGGCCUACAGAAUGGGGAUGCCGGUUAUGAGAAGGAUUCUAGACAUUUUGGGAAUGGCUCACAGAAGCCAAACAUGGAUUUAAAUGAACACGAAGGGGAACAUGACCUACCUAGUGUUCUGGAUGUAAAUAAUGAAACACCUGUCAUGAAUGGAAUCGGUUCUUCCCUGGCUAAUGGAGGCCUGAAUCUUCAUAGCACUGUGAAAAGGAAACUGGAAGGGGAGAAGGAUUACGUCUUUGAUAAGAGGCUAAGGUACAGCGUGCGUCAAAACGAGAGCAACUGUCGAUUCAGAGACAUUGUAGUGCGCAAAGAAGACGGAUUCACGCACAUCCUCCUGUCUAGUCAGACCUCAGAUAACAAUGCACUGACUCCAGAGAUCAUGAAGGAAGUUCGGCGAGCACUGUGCAACGCAUCGGCGGAUGACAGCAAACUCCUGCUCCUCAGUGCAGUGGGAAGCGUAUUUUGCAGUGGCCUAGAUUACUCCUAUUUGAUUGGCAGAUUAUCAAGUGACCGAAGAAAGGAAAGCGCCAGGAUCGCAGAAGCAAUAAGGGAUUUUGUCAAAGCUUUUAUUCAGUUUAAGAAGCCGAUUGUGGUUGCGAUCAAUGGCCCCGCUCUUGGCUUGGGGGCUUCGAUACUACCGCUGUGCGAUAUUGUCUGGGCAAGUGAAAAGGCCUGGUUCCAGACACCAUAUGCUACAAUUCGCCUCACUCCAGCUGGCUGUUCGUCUUACACAUUUCCUCAGAUCCUAGGUGUAGCUCUGGCUAAUGAAAUGCUGUUUUGUGGGAGAAAACUCACAGCACAAGAAGCCUGCAGCCGAGGACUCGUCUCCCAAGUCUUUUGGCCCACGACAUUCAGCCAAGAAGUGAUGCUGAGGGUGAAAGAAAUGGCAUCUUGCAGUGCAGUGGUAUUAGAAGAAUCUAAAUGCCUGGUUCGGAGCUUCCUGAAAUCCGGACUUGAAGAUGUCAAUGAGAAAGAGUGCCAGAUGUUAAAACAGCUCUGGAGUUCUUCCAAAGGACUGGAUUCAUUAUUCAGUUAUUUGCAAGACAAAAUUUAUGAAGUCUGAACGUCCCGUCAUGCACCUCAAAAGAUAAAGGGUUCCAAGAGAAGAGGGAUUUCAAGUGUCACUAGGUUUGGAAAUCGAAAUCAAACAUCAGGUCCAAAUCCAGUAAAUCCUUCCAAGGAAUUUGUGUGAUAAUGUAUCUAACAUACCUUUGGCUGUGUCAGUUUCCGUGUGAGUUAUAUAGAGAAGUUUCAGCGGCUGUUCCUAGCAGGUUCGAUUCUCGUUUGACAAAGGGAAAGAGGACCGGGUUUUCUGCGCACACACUUGACAGAGGACUUGAAUUGUAUGCAUGCGCAGAUAGAGGGAACCAUACAUUCCGCCAGCUGAAAAGCACUAGUGUCACCAUUCAAGUGACACCACAAGUUGUUUGUUUUAUUUUUAACUUAUUCUUUGUAAACAAUGUGAUCCAAGAGGCUUAGUUUAGAAUUUGGGUCAAAGUUACACUUUUUUGAGCCUGCUUUAGAACUAUAUUAAUACUUUUAUUUUAUUUUUGGUCAGUUUUCAAAAUGUUAACAAUGGGGUCAGGGGUUUUUUUCCUAUAAUUUAUAUGUUAUGAUGUAUAAAGAGAUUAAUUUUGCAAAAAGAAACAGAAAAAAAAAUCCCCAAACAACUUCCUUGGGAUUCUUGUCCUCUGGGUGAAUUUAUUUAAUUAACUUAUUUGUACCUCUGCAUCUAUGUAUAGUUGACUGCGUCAUCUGUUGUUGUUGUUAUUUUCAUACUUCCAUAGACUGGAUAAAUGUUUUGUACAAAAGUGCAAACUCUUCAGUUUACCUUAACAGAGCAAAUUGGGCAGACAAGAAACAAUGAGGGUGGAGCAGGGAACAUACAUAACAUUGUGGGGCAUUAAGUGCAACAGCCAUGUCUGUCUUUUAGUAGGUGGCACAAAAGGCACCAAAAGGUCCAGAACAGGACUAUCAUUUUGUGGAUUCCUUAAGGGAAACCCAUGGAAAAAAGGUGAAGUUGUGAGUGUUACACAAGACCCUCUUUAUUCUUGACAUAAUACACAGUGUAGGGAUUUUUUUUUUUUGUAAUUUUUUUCAAAGACUAAUAUGUUUACUCUUUUUCUUAUUAGCUGGACAUUAAUAACAAGGUGUACAGUGCCCAAACCGUGGGACUGACAAAAAGGCUAAAGCAUCUUUUUGUGCUGUGAAACCUAGAACACCCUCAUGGGCCUCUGGUCAGUUCUGUUUUUCAAAUGUGGGACAAAUAGUGUUCAGAAAGUUUUGAAAGAGACCAGCACAAAAAGCCUAAGUUAUUGAUUAGAUCAGGAAAGAGUUUCAUUCCGCAUCCUCCAUCCAUUGUUCUGUGUCUGGCCUUACCACUCAGACAUACUUUCCCACCAGAACAAAGUACAAUCAUUGGUUCUUAGAAUAGUAUCAUAAGAACAUAAGAGAAGCCAUGUUGGAUCAGGCCAAUGGCUCAUCCAAUCCAACACUCUGUGUCACACAGUGGCCAAAAUACACACACACACACUGUGACUAAUAGCCACUGAUGAACCUCUGCUCCAUAUUUCUAUCCAAUCCCCUCUUGAAGCUGGCUGUGCUUGUAGCCGCCACCACCUCCUGUAGCAGUGAAUUCCACAUGUUAAUCACCCUUUGGGUGAAGAAGUACUUCCUUUUAUCCGUUUUAACCUGACUGCUCAGCAAUUUCA